AUGGCGAGCAAGAUUCGGAUUUUUUCAAAAAUGUCCCACCCAUCGUCUGUGUUGACGCAGUUUAGGCGUUAUCAGUGCAAUGGUGCAUUCUGUGACAUGAAACUCGUUGUUGGAGAUCAUAGAUUCAACGCUCAUCGCAUCGUUCUGGCCGCUUGCAGCCCGUACUUCGAGGCGCUAUUUCGUAGCAGCCUACAGGAAUCUCAAGCAGGCAGCGUUGAGUUGAUCUGUACGACUGGGGUUGGAAUGGAGGCGAUUUUGAAAUACGUAUAUACCGGCGAAGUUGAACUGACGGUGGACAACACACACGAUAUUUUGAGGGGCGCUGAUCACCUUAUGAUCGAUGACUUGAAGGAAUUCUGUGAGAUUUUCUUGCAGACAAUGUUGUCACCUUCGAACUGCACGAGUUACUUGGAGACGGCGGAGUUGUACAAUCUGUCCCGGCUACAGGACGAUGCCCAGCGUUUGAUAGAAAGUCGUUUCAGCGAAUUUCUUAAACAGAAUGAACAGGAACUCUUAGAGUUAUCGUUUGAAAAAAUAUUGUCAUUCUUGUCAAACGAGAGAAUUGUGGUGAGUAGGGAAGAGGGCGUUUUUGAGUUUGUUGUCAAGUGGGUCACACAUGAUGAAAAGCGAAUUGAACAGUUUCCCAAAUUGCUGAUGUGUGUGCGGCUGAUUCAUAUUGAGAAAGACUACUUGUUCAACUGUGUGCUGAAUGAGAAAUUAGUCACACAAAACGACACGUGUAGAGAGUAUGUCAGCGAGGCUGUGCGCUUUUAUAUGUCUGACAAUCAUACUAUUGAAAAUCACCGACCAGGAAGACUGGUUGACGUGGUCGUACUUGCAGGGGGCAACAUCAGCAGAAGUGCACAGUCAAGACGUACAAUAUCAAUCGACCAUACAGCAACUGAUACUGUAUUCGGUUAUGUGGUCUGCGAAGAUAGAUGGGUACAGCUACCCAGCCUCCCGGGUAAAAUAUCUUGGAGACCCGUGGUUUGCAGAGACAACAAAAUCAUCAUCAUUGGUAGUUCGCAGGAACGGUGUCUGAAAAAUGUAUAUAUGUAUGACCCAUUGCUCAAUAAAUGGACAGUAAUGCCUGAAACAAACCAUGACCAUAAAUUAGGCUACGCUGUCAUUUGUAAUGGUAAACUAUACGCUAUUGGCGGCUACCCGAGCCCCAGGUCCCUAGAAAUGUUCAAUGACGAUGAAAACCGCUGGGUGGAAAAAUCCCCAAUGCUCAGCGACCAUUACAUCUUUAAAGCCACGGUUAUCAACAACAGAUAUAUCUAUGCUUUUGGGAUCGAAACCGCCGGACAGAUUGAGUACUAUGAUACACUGACCGAUCAUUGGACUAUUGAGCCCCAUGGGGAUUGGAAUCAACUGAAUGCUGACCCCACAUGGCAGCUCUAUCCACCGAUAGUGAGAGAGACGCCAGACACGAUUGAAAUUACCCGUCUGGGUAGCAGGUGUAUUGCUAUCAACAAAUGUGAGAGGGAGAUAACCAGCAUUGAUUGUCCAAGAUUUCCAAUUCCCGAUAUGUCCAGACGUCAUCACGCUAAUAUUUGUGACAUUCAAGGCGAUAUUUUUAUUUGUUGUGGUAGAAAAUAUGCAGCCAAUACAGAUGUGCCUCGUCCGGACGAUUCUGGUUACAUUUUUAAUACGUCUAGUGGAGAAUGGAAAAGCAUUGCCCCAACUGUGCAGCGAAUAAGUCAUGCUUCCUGCGUUGCUGUCAAGAUCCCUUAUUAUUUUGUUAAGGAAAUGUAG
Molecule: messenger RNA, 1758 nt
Organism: Saccoglossus kowalevskii
Lineage: Eukaryota; Metazoa; Hemichordata; Enteropneusta; Harrimaniidae
Product: kelch-like protein 11
Molecular function (GO): protein binding
Source: RefSeq, a predicted model, not a curated record